This is a messenger RNA of Penicilliopsis zonata CBS 506.65, 2298 nucleotides long. RefSeq lists its product as hypothetical. Gene Ontology annotation, molecular function: oligopeptide transmembrane transporter activity. Gene Ontology annotation, biological process: transmembrane transport. Lineage: Eukaryota; Fungi; Ascomycota; Eurotiomycetes; Eurotiales; Aspergillaceae. The record is from RefSeq and is a predicted model, not a curated record. The transcript is spliced from 8 exons. Bases 1 to 2298 code for a protein of 765 amino acids.
AUGAGCGAUGGAGGUCUAGAGAGCGGAAUGGCAAAACAUCCAGACUCAGAGAAGCCUCGACUGAAUGAUGAGAAGGAGGAGGAAGAGCAAGAGAACUCUCCGUACCCCGAGGUGCGCGCGAGUGUUCCCACGGGGGACGAGGUUGAUCUGCCUGUGAACACCUUCCGAGCCUGGGUUUUGGGGAUUGUUGGAACUAUGAUUCUUACGGCGCUGAACCAGUUCUUCCAGCUCCAUUCGCCUCCGAUUUUUCUGUCUUCUUACCUCGCAAUUCUGAUCACCUUGCCAUGUGGAAAGCUGAUGGCUGCCACACUCCCUACUACAACCUGGAACAUAAUGGGCUGGCGCUUUACUCUUAACCCAGGCCCUUUCAACCAGAAAGAACACUCGAUCGUGGCUAUCAUGGCUUCUCUCGUUACGGCAUUCGACAACGGCUCUCUUGCCUCGGACGUCUAUGUGGCCUUUGAUAAAUUUCUGAAUAUCCCCGUCUCGGUGGGGUAUCGUUUCGUGUUUCUGCUUACCACACAGGCUCUAAGCUUUGGGAUCGCGGGCUUCUUCCACAGGUUCCUUGUUGAACCCGCGUUCUGCGUCUGGCCGGCUGCACUGCCCGUUUGUUCCUUGCUGCACUCGUUCCAUGACAACUUCUACCAGGGCCAAAUAGCAAAUGGAUGGAAGAUCUCGCGAAUGCGGUUCUUCUGGGUCGUUUGUGGCUUUGGCGCCGCGUAUCAGUUUUUGCCAGGCUAUCUCUUCACGGGCCUUAGCACGUUUGCCUGGGUCACUUGGAUUGUGCCGAACAAUGUGGCCGUCAACCAAGUCUUUGGAGCGACCUCGGGAAUGGAUCUACUUCCCUUGACUCUCGACUGGAACCAGAUCACAGGGUAUCUGGGUUCCCCCCUUCUCGUACCUACAUGGGCUCUCGUGAACGUUUUCUGCGGGAGCGUCUUCUUUCUCUGGGUUAUUGCGCCGGCUCUUCAUUGGAGUAAUGUCUGGGAAGGCCUGUACUUUCCCUUUUCAUCUUCAGACACCUUCGACAAUACGGGACAAGCAUAUAAUACCACCCGCGUGAUGAACUCCGACUACUCACUCAACGAAACUGCCUACUUUGAUUACUCGCCCGUGUAUCUCUCCACAACGUCUAUUCUCUCCUACGGGCUUGGGUUCGCCUCAGUCAUCUCGGUAAUCAUCCAUACUGCUCUGUACCAUCGGGAAGUCGUGUGGAACGGUCUCCGGGCCACUUUCGGAAACACUUCGCCGGGUGAGAAGGAGGACAUCCAUUCCAAUGUAUUAUUAUCUCCCCGAGCUCCUUUUCCUUUGAUGAAAAACUACAAGCCUGUGCCGCUAUGGUGGUACGGUGGUAUUUUCCUCGCCAUUUUCGGUAUUAGCGUUGCCUUUCUCUACGUCUAUGACACGGGCCUGCCCUGGUAUGGACUCAUCCUGGCCAUCGUACUGAAUGUGGUGCUUGUCAUACCCACGGGUAUAAUGAUGUCGACUUGCAAUGUCACCCUGUCAACGACGGUCAUCUCUGCCCUGAUCGCCGGGUACAUCUGGCCGGGUCAAAUGGUAAACAAUGUGGUAUUCAAGAUUUUUACCAUUGUCUCAUCAUACCAAGGGUUGGGAUAUAUCCAAGAUAUGAAGGUCGGCCAUUACAUGAAAAUUCCUCCACGAGUCACUUUUGCUGCUCAGUGCGCUGGGAUCCUCGUCUCAUGGCUUACGCAGACGGCAGUCAACAUCUGGGCAAUGGGCAAUGUCAAAAACAUAUGCACCGCAAAAGCUGAGAAUGAUUUUGAAUGCCCCCUCGCGGCCGGAUACUCGACCAACGCCGUCUUCUGGGGCCUCAUUGGACCCAAGCGCCUCUUCGCCUCGGGAUCUAUGUAUAGGCCCAUGCUAUGGUUCUUCCUCAUCGGGGCCCUGCUCCCCAUCGUGCUGUUUAUCAUUGACAAACGCUACCCACGCGCAAGGUUACGAAAGGUCCAUCUCCCUGUCAUUUUCGCCUCGACCGCAUCAAUCCCGCCCGCCACAGCUGCCAACUAUAUCGCUUGGGGUGUGGUGGGCUUAUUCUUCAACGGAUACCUGAAGCAGCGGUACCGCGCGUGGUGGAUGAAAUACAACUACCUACUCUCUGCGGGACUGGAAGCCGCGCUCGCCGUGGGCACGUUUCUGAUCUUCUUCUGCCUGUCGUAUCCGGCCGUCGAACUCAACUGGUUCGGAAAUACUAUUGCCAGCACGACGGCGGAUGGGAAGGGGACUCCCUUGCGGGUUGUUCCGGAGGGGAAGACAUUUGGACCCACGACUUGGAAUUAG